AUGACACUAGAUAAGUCGAUGAUAUUGCUCGACGGACUUUGCAAUACUUUAAAGAAACUGCGUGGCGAAGGGUUUAAUUCUGAAAUUGAAGAUUCGGUAAAAAUAGCAGAGAGUGUAGGUAUCCAAGCUAGCUUUCCCAAUAAGAGAAACCGUAAAGCAAAGAAAAUGGACUUAGAUGAAUCAGAAGAUGAUGGUUUUCAUAAAACUUUAAAACAAAAAUUUGAUCUGCAAAUAAAUCAAGUUCUAGACACGUUAUUAACGCAAAUAAAAUGGCGUUUCGCGGAAACAAAACAAGUUAUUUACAAUUUUUCCUUUCUUCAUGGGGAUGCUUUGAAAGAAAAAAGCGUUGCAGAUCUAAAAAAAGAUGCAGAAGCAUUAGCACAUAGAUAUGAUCAGGACUUAGACGAGUUUGUUAUUCAAUGUGGAAUCGAAAGCUUUAAACAUCAAGCGCCGAAGCUCACUUCCGACUUCUUUUCUUGUUCACCUUUAGAUGUGUUGCAACUGCUUUUUGAUUUCAAUUUAACUGAAUCAUAUCCGAAUCUGUGCAUUGCACUGCGCUUAUUUUUAACGUUGCCAGUUACGGUUGCUUCUGAUGAAAGAAGUUUUAGUAAACUUAAGUUAAUCAAAACCUAUUUAAGAUCAACCAUGGGACAAAUACGAUUAACAAGUUUGGCUAAGUUGUCAAUUGAAAUCGAAAUCACAAAAUUCCUUAAAUAUGAUGAUCUGAGAGAUGAAUUUGCAAGCGUGGACGCAAGGAGAUAG
This is a messenger RNA of Belonocnema kinseyi, 762 nucleotides long. RefSeq lists its product as uncharacterized. The transcript has a single exon. Lineage: Eukaryota; Metazoa; Arthropoda; Insecta; Hymenoptera; Cynipidae. The record is from RefSeq and is a predicted model, not a curated record. Gene Ontology annotation, molecular function: protein dimerization activity. Bases 1 to 762 code for a protein of 253 amino acids.